GUCUGUAGUUAUCAAAAAAUUAUUGUUUGAAACAGAAGUUCAGCUCAUCAUUGAAGAUCAAGAAAUAGUAACUAUUUUAUUUUUGGUAACUAAUUCUACUUUAGAAACUCUAAGCACUAGUAAAUUUCUCAAAAGGAAAUAUGAAGAAGAAAUGAAGUUGUGGUAA
Molecule: messenger RNA, 166 nt
Organism: Funneliformis mosseae
Lineage: Eukaryota; Fungi; Glomeromycota; Glomeromycetes; Glomerales; Glomeraceae
Source: the annotation of a GenBank genome assembly